AGGCAAGCUCGACCUUCACCUUCAUUCAUAUAUUGAUUGGACGCCCUCGGGAAGCCUGCAUCAGGAGCAGAUGCAGCGACUGCCUGCUCACAUUCACCUUCACAGUCAAGAUGGCAUCUUCACACGCCACCUCAUCGUCCUGCACGCUCGACCUCGAUCCCGCGCUGCCCUUGAUGGGCGGCAGCACGAUCCACAUUUCAGGUCUGGACUAUCCGCUGUCGGACGCUUCCCCUGAGGUCAAUCAGAUAUCUCUGCAAGGCUUGACCAACGUCCCCACCGGUGUGCACUUCUUUGCAUGGGAUCCGCCCUUGAGCGCUUCAAGCCAGUCCUCUCUCCCACCUGGCUUCACCAAUCGCGUCGGCUUCUUUGCCCACCUGACAUACGAUGGGCAAGUCGUGCGGCGAGAUUUGAGCAGCGGACAUCGCAGUGGAUCGAAAGGAGCGGUGUUGUCGAGAUCCGCAGCUCGGCAAGAGCCCACAGGAAGUAACCGCAGCACUCAGCUCAGCUUUCCCUUGCCUACCUCCUCUUGGCAGAGCUGGCAGCGUGCGACUGCGUUGCUGGAUAAGCGACCCGAUACUUUGCAACGCGUGCUGGGGGAUCAGCUGAGUUGUUGUACAUCCGAUGAACUUGCGCAUCCCGAACGACCACUCUGUGCGGGCAAGAUCAGCUCGGCCGAGCAAAAGCUGGAAGAGUCUCUUCGGACUGCCAGGCGGAGGGAUGUGAGCGGCGAUGACCUGGCUGCGAAGGAGGAAGAGCUGGACAAGAGGCUGCGCUUCACACCUGUACUGCUCAGAAAGAGCUGGGUAGACACGGUGGGAGAGGAGAGGACGAGGUGGAGUCUGGACAAAAGUUUGGCUCUCAGAAAGGCCGUGGAAACCCUGGCUGGCGAUCCUACAGCGCUACUUGCAGAAUUCGAACUCAGCUUCGUGCUCUUUGUCUCGCUGUCCAGCCCCGCAGCGCUGAGCCACUGGCAAUGCUUCGUCGAGCUAUUUUGCAGAUCCAGAGCUGCGAUGGGCGCUCAAUUCAUCCACCAAGUCUCCGGUCAUGGACUAGAAGCCAUCUUACAUGGGGCUAGCUCUACUGCAGUAGCCGCAUCAGCAGUCAAUGGCAGUGCCGCUGCAAGCAAUGGCAGCAAGUCGAGCGCUACCGAUUACAUGGUACCGGAGCUACACGCUGCAUUCAUGCAGACGCUAUGUGCCCAGCUCAAUCUUUUGGACGCAGAGACGCUUCUGGGCGAUCAGGGUCCAAAUGACAAUCUGGCUUACUGGCUCAGUCAGGAGCUUCACUCGCUACGGGCAGCCAUCACCGACGCUCUAGCGGUCAGCGCAUCUCCAUCUUCCAUUGCUACUACUCCAUCGAAUGCGGAUCGAUCUGAUCCGUCCGAGAAACUCAUAUCGUGCUGGAGGGUUCUAGCGCGCGUUUUCAGGGAAAAAUCAGGAGUGGAUUUGGAUGAGAGGAACGAUGAGGAGAUUCUGCUGCAAGAGCAGGAACUGUUUGAGAGAGGCAUCGAGAUGGGCGCGGAGGAUGCUCCCGUCGUUGUCGACCUCUGAACAGUCUCAAUGUGACCAAGGGUCGUGGCAAAUGGAUCAUUGCCAAACAUCGCGAUCAUAGGCAAUUGCAACAACAGCUGGUAUGCUCCGACUAACGCAUUGCAUUGUCGAUGCGCUUUGCGGCAUUGUAUGCAGAUCAAGGCGCUUUGGUAGGAUCCCAGGUGACUCCACUGCCAGUCUCCAGAGCGUCCAAUUUAGCAAUUUCCUGUCCCGACAGCUCAAAGUCGUACACGUCCGCGUUCUCCUCGAUGCGCGAAGGGGUGACAGACUUCGGGAUGACAAUGUGGCCCUUUUGCAAGACGUAUCGAAUGAGGAGCUGAGAAGGCGUCUUCUUAUGCACCUGCGCAAGACGAG
Molecule: messenger RNA, 1904 nt
Organism: Ceraceosorus guamensis
Lineage: Eukaryota; Fungi; Basidiomycota; Exobasidiomycetes; Ceraceosorales; Ceraceosoraceae
Exons: 2
Coding region: 111-1550 (479 amino acids)
Biological process (GO): spliceosomal tri-snRNP complex assembly
Source: RefSeq, a predicted model, not a curated record